UGGAUAUUGCCUACUAGGCGCUAUUCCAAAUAAUUCUGUACAUUGGCUACUUGAGCAAUACCAAGCUGACAGUAAUAGUGAACCUAAUCAACUUGAUACAGUUCUUCAACAAUUAUUGUCACAAUGGAUCGUGGGACUAAACGUGCUAGAUAUAGUCCAGAAAAUGAGAAGAGUAGCGCUGUGUCGGAGAACCCUAAGAAAGAUGAUUCGUCAAAAAACCCUGACAAAUUCGCUAACAUAUUUGGCAAAACUGGUGGUGCGUAUAUUCCCCCUGGUCGACUUCGCCAAAUGCAAGCCCAGAUAACUGACAAAUCAUCUGAGGCCUAUCAACGAAUUGCUUGGGAAGCACUGAAAAAAUCCAUCCAUGGUUUUAUUAAUAAAGUGAAUGUAUCCAACUUAUCUGAAGUUGUCAAACAACUACUUAUGGAAAAUAUUGUUAGAGGUAGAGGUUUAUUCGUUAGAUCCCUUUUAACCGCACAAUCGGCGUCACCAACUUUCACCCAUGUUUUUUCGGCCCUUGUUGCUGUUGUCAAUUCGAAAUUUCCCAAGGUCGGAGAACUGGUUCUUAAACGAUUAAUCAAUGAAUUCCGUAAAGCAUUUCGACGUAAUCAGAAAGAUCGAUGUUUGUCUACUGCACGAUUUCUAGCUCAUUUGGUCAACCAAAAAGUUGUUCAUGAAUUAAUAAUCCUGGAAUUAUUGACGCUACUACUGGAGCAAACAACCGAUGACAGUGUAGAAGUGGCAGUAUCUGUCCUUAAAGAAUGUGGUGCUAUGCUUUCACGUCUUGUACCGAAAGGUGUCCAUGGAAUUUUCGAACAUCUUCGACGUAUCUUAAAUGAAGGUCAAUGCGAUAAACGUAUUUCUUAUAUGUUAGAAGUUAUGUUUCAGAUUCGUCGUGAUGGAUGGAAAGAUCAUCCGAUUGUCUUGCCAGAACUUGAUUUAAUUCAAGAAAGUGAUCAAAUCACUCAUACAACUUCACUUCUUGAUCAAGUAGAUCCAGAGGAACAUUUGAAUGUGUUUAAAUUCGAUCCAGAAUUCUUGGCAAAUGAAGCAAAGUAUGCUGAAAUCAGAGCAGCAUUAUUUGAAUCGAAUGAAGAUUCAGAAGCUGAGUCAGAUGGUGAAAAUGAAGGUGAAGAUUCAGACGAAUCAGGUAAUGAAGAUGAUGACGGUGAUGAAGAGGAUGAAGAACAUAAACGUAGUGCCGCUGCAACUGCAGAGAAUCAACAAACAAUUAUUGAUCAAACAGAAACAAAUCUAGUCCACCUACGUCGUACCAUCUACUUGAUGCUGCAAAGUAGUUUAAGUGCAGAUGAAGCUGGACAUCGUCUUCUGCAGUUGAAAAUUAAACCUGGAGAAGAGUAUGAAGUAGCUUCUAUGGUUUUAGAUUGUUGUGCUCAAACACGUAGUUAUGAAAGUCGUUAUGGUCGAUUAGCUCAAAGGCUUUGCCGAGUUGUCUUUCCAUCUAGUACCCCAUCCAGCACGGGAUCUACUACUGUUUCUGUAAGCUCCGACUUAGGUCCCGGUAGCCGAUAUCGAAGUAAUAAAGAGGUCAGUAAGCCUACAGCGAAAGAAGAAAUUCCUGCACCGGUUGUAGAAGAAUCAGGUCCACCCCGUAGUUAUGUUGCUCAGUUUGAAAAGAUUUUCUCUGAACAAUACUCAAUUAUUCAUAGAUUGGAAACUGCAAAAUUACGUAAUGUUGCUUUCUUGUUUGCCCAUCUUUUAUACUCUGAUUCUAUAUCAUGGGGUGUAUUUGAAUGUGUACGUUUGAAUGAACGUGAUACAACUUCUUCUGGACGUAUAUUUCUCAAGCACCUUUUUCUGGAACUUUGCUCAUUUAUGGGCUUGUCGAAGUUACAAGCAAGACUUCGUGAUGAAACACUUCAGCCAUUUUUUGCUGGUCUCCUACCACGUGAUAAUCCUAAAGAUACACGAUUUGCUAUUAAUUUUUUAACCACAAUUGGUUUAGGUGGUUUAACCUUGGACCUUCGUGAACAUUUACAAGCAUCACGUGAUUCAGCUCUGGCAAAAAAAGAAUCUGAAUCCAAGAAUAAACUAUCAUCAUCCGUCUUAGAUGAUAUAUCAAUUUCAUCUUCAUCGUCUUCUUCAAGUUCAUCUAGUGGUGAUAGUAGUAGUAGUAGUGAAUCAGAGUCGAGUUGUUCAAAUGAUGAAAAGCAUCGUAAAAAGAGGAAACAUUCUAAAGACAAGCAUAAAUUACAAAAGAAAUCACAUAGCAAUCGUCAUCAUGACGAACAUCACCAGCAACAUAAAUCUUAUAAACAUACUUCAUCGAAACACUCUGAAAUGCCAUCGGAUAGAAUUUCCAAACAUUCUGAUUCAACACAUAAAAAUGAUAAAAGGUCUCGUUUAAAAACUCGUCCUGUAGACACUCCAUUUUUCAAUGAUACACCCAAUUCGCCUGCCCAUUCACGUCAAAUAAAAAUGAGAGUAAAAUAGCUAUGCCUUUUAUUAAUGUUUUUUACAGUUCCUAUAUUUGUACAAAAAAAUUGUAUAAUUAUUUAUAAAGAUAUCUUUUUCAAUUGGUUCUAAUCAUUUUGUUGCAUCCAGCAAAAUCAGUCGUCACUUUUUUAAUAGAAUUUAUCUCCGAGAUCA
Molecule: messenger RNA, 2610 nt
Organism: Schistosoma bovis
Lineage: Eukaryota; Metazoa; Platyhelminthes; Trematoda; Strigeidida; Schistosomatidae
Source: the annotation of a GenBank genome assembly